Molecule: messenger RNA, 1050 nt
Organism: Lathyrus oleraceus (garden pea)
Lineage: Eukaryota; Viridiplantae; Streptophyta; Magnoliopsida; Fabales; Fabaceae
Exons: 10
Coding region: 1-1050 (349 amino acids)
Source: RefSeq, a predicted model, not a curated record
AUGCAUGAUCUUAAGAGACUUCUGCAAGUUAAAGCAUCUUCGACAUUGAAGUUUUUUGUUUUGAAAUACGGAUGGUUCUAUUAUAGUUGCACAAAAUUCUCUUUAAAAUCUCAUUCUCCUACACAUUCUUAUAAAUGUGGUUGUGGUGAAGACGUUAAACAGUCUAUACUAAGAUAUAAGGUUGAGAUUUAUGUAAGAGAUGGAGAUGCAAAGUAUGGAUUUGUGUUCUGGGAUAGUGAUUGUGUGAAUAUCAUAGGAAAAACAGUUGAAGAGAUGCGUAAAUCAAUGCUAGAGGAUGGAGAAGAUGGUCCUAUGGUGUAUCCUGAUGAGCUUGAUUCGCUUUUAAACAAGAAAAUGACAUUUAGAGUUAAGAAUGCAAAGGUUGUAAGCAGUGAAGAGAAUGUUGAUUUAUCUGCUUGUUCAAUGUCUGCAUGUGGAGAGAAUGAACUUGAUUUCAACGGUGAUGUGACUCCAAUUAAAGUGAAUUCAUCAAUUUCAAAGGAUGACGAUCUUGACUAUGACAUUGUUGGAGCUACACAAUACUCUAGAACCAAACCACCAAAGAAAGGAUCUACAAUGUUUUUUGAAUUAUCAGCUAUGCAAUUAUUAACUAAUACAUAUGUUGUUCCUGAGUCAAACAUAAAUUCUAUGACACCUUCUAAAAACAAUGAUCUGUUUAUGGAUUCUGAAGAUAGCAAUUUUAAAGGAUGUUACUAUGACAUAGAAGAUCCAAUUGUUCAAUGUCAGGAGUGCGGUGCCAGUAUAUGGUAUCGGGAAAGAAAAUAUAACAUUCGAAAUGCUGCACAUCCUAAAUUUUCAAUGUGUUGUGGAAAUGGAAAGAUUCAACUUACUUUGCUAAAGAUCCCACCUAAAGUGUUGCAGGACCUACUAUUUGGCAGUGAAGCAAGUGAAUCAAGGACGUUUCAACAACACAUUAGAAUGACAAAAAGUGGAGUUGGCGUCGAGAUUGUUUCGAAAUUGUCUGAAAUGUUGUACGAAAACAAUGUUCAUGCUCAACCAUUUUGGAUGGCCAGGGAUAUAUUGAAAUAA